This is a messenger RNA of Drosophila sulfurigaster albostrigata, 2826 nucleotides long. Its product is annotated as transmembrane protein 245. The transcript is spliced from 9 exons. The record is from RefSeq and is a predicted model, not a curated record. Lineage: Eukaryota; Metazoa; Arthropoda; Insecta; Diptera; Drosophilidae. Bases 178 to 2811 code for a protein of 877 amino acids.
AUUCUUUAAAGUAACAACAUUGGGACAACCGUCGUCCUGAGCUACACACAAGCCCGCAAAAAUAUACCUGAAGCAGAAGCAAUGCAUAACUGCGCUUACUCGUGCAAUUUGUAACAAAAUAACAAAAUUUUCCUUGUUCACCCAUUUCUAACGGCAUAUUCGUAUUAGAGGCUCACCAUGAACCGUUCAGAUACGAUACCCAUACGACGAGAUCGCUCCUUUGACAGCGUUCUCAAUCGUUUGCUGCGAAUGCGUUCCCAGAAUCAUGAGAGUUUUCGAGCAGCCAUGUACAACUUUCUGAUCGCAGCAGGCGUCGCUGCAUUCGUGGCCGUUUGCUUCAUCCUAGGCCCAUUUGUGCGUCCGUUGCUUUGGGCCUUCUUGAUGGGCGCAGUGCUGUUUCCUUUCAAGCGUAAGUUGGCAGAGCUGCUAAACAAUUGGUUCCAGCGUUUAGAGGAACGUGACUCGAAUGUCUUGGUCUCAAUUUGCCUGGCGCCGCUGGAGGCCACAGAGCAUUGUGGUCGCAUGUUGAUCAAUUGGCUGUGCCAACACUGGCAACUUCUGCUCUCCGGCUGCGGCGUUGCUAUCUGCAUUAAACUGCUGGUGCUGUACGCACCCAAGGGUUUUCUGCUGGCUCUCUGGCAUUGGUUGACCUUCUCCCAUGGUCUGUUCGUAAGCAUCAUUGGCUUCCUCAAUGUAUAUUUGCUGCUUGUCUUAAUUGUCAUCUACUUAACAUCGGUGCAUUUCUUUUGGACGCCCGAGAAGAGCGCACAUUUCGUCAUCGCUGGCCAGUCCAUGUGGGUGGCCAUUGCUGGCUUUCUGUGCAGCUUCCUUGGCGCCUUGCAAGUGCCCGUCUUUCUUCUGGUUAUGGCCUAUGUUGUGGUCUCUACAAUUUAUCAUCUGCAGACGAGCGAUGAAAUGGAUUCGAGUACGUUGCUGGAGCGCGUAAACAAGCUGUUCGACAAGCAGGACUUUGAGAAAUCACUGAGCAACAUUAGCAUCUGUCGGAGAGCUGGUGGCGAGGCCACUUUGCAGUCGGAUGUGGAAGACAUUUCGCUGAGCGAUACCAUCGAUUCCACAGACACUUUCGAAGCGGCCAAGCCAGUGGGCGAGGAAGAAACUCAUCAGAGUGAUACGUUCUUUAAGCUAUUGUUUUAUGCUUGCCUUGGCACGUUUUUGUACCGAAACAUUUGGAUGUUUAUACUGGCGGCAGUGCCGGUCUUUCUGCAUCUGCUCUACACCGUGGGCAGCUACACGGGCAUCACGCAGUUUGUCUGCAGCAAGAUUAGCGAGGGAUAUCAAGGACUUAGAUCUUGGGCCCUGGAGCAUCAUUCGGCGGUGCUGCCUUUGUGUUUGCCUGGCGUGUUGGAGUUGAACUAUAAGAUCAAUUGCAUUGUGCGCGAUUCGCUGAAGUCAUCGGUAGAGUCGGUCACAUCCAUACUCAUGAUCAUACUCAUGUUGCUCAUCAUCAUAUUCCUGAGUGUUUUCUUUUGCGUCAACAUCUAUUCAGAGACCAUUGAGGUGGCAUAUUUGGGCAAAGAUCUAAUUAACAAGACAAUCACAGAUCGUCCUGAGCUAAUUGAUAUUCUGCCCGCCAAUAUACAAGCGUCCAUCGAUGAUGCGCUCGACAAUGCGCACCAUUAUGGACGACGUAAGAUCGAGACCUAUAUCGAUGAUUGGCUAGCGGAUGCGGACAAAGUGCAUGCCACCAAGCUCAAGGAGCAAAUCCUUGAUGUCUGGGAUCGUCUCAUACAAUACUGGAUUGAUUUUAACAAGGCAGGCACCUCGUAUGGUCCUCGCGUACCCACGGACGCCUUGAAGAGCACCUUUGGCGAGAUUGUCGAUAAUCCAGGACAUUUUAAAGAGCUAGUUUUAGUGGCAAAACAGGGCAUCAUUGGCUGGGCUCAGAGCAAUACGCAAACCAUUCUGGAGGUCGCUGAAUCCCUUUGGCACAUCAUACGUACGAACAUCUCGGUGAUUAUGGGCGUCGCUGGCGAGAUUCUCUCGCUGCUGCUGUCGGGCGGACAGGCGUGCAUUGAAUUCAUACUGGACAUGAUUGUUUUCUUUACUGCACUGUUCUAUCUGCUGUCCAGCAGUCAGGAGAAAUAUGCUCCGCUGCAAAUCACCAAAUAUAUGGGCUACUCGACCUCGGGCAUUAAGGUCGCCGAUGCGCUGGAGAACUCCAUUACCGUCGUGCUCAUCUCCAUGUUCAAAUGCGCCACUUUUACGGGUCUCUUCACUUGGCUGGUGCACACGGUCUUUGGAGCACGCAUUGUCUUUCUGCCCUCCGCAUUGGCUGCGAUGCUGGCAGCUGCUCCUUUCUUGGGCAGCUACUGGUGUGCGGUGCCAGCGUUUCUGGAGCUGUGGCUGGCCCAGGAUCGCUUUUAUGCGGGCGUACUCCUCUUUUUACUGCAAUUCUUUGUGCCAUCCUCUUUUGAGACAGCCAUCUAUGCGGAUCUGAAAGGUGGCGGACAUCCAUAUCUUAAUGGUCUGGCCAUUGCCGGUGGCAUGUAUUGGAUUGGCUGGCAAGGUGCCAUCUUUGGGCCACUCAUGCUGUGCUUCUUCAUUGGCCUCUUCGAGGUAGCCACUUUGGCGAUGCGCAACAAUCAGGAGCCCAGGCGCAGUUCGGAUGAGGAGACGCGCACCACACAAUUAACCGAUGUGAUAAACGAAGAAGUAAUCGAAAAAGAAAAACCCGAAAAUGUUGUUGACGCUCCGCUGAAACGAGACGAGGAAAAGAGCGUAGGAAAACCUGUUGUACUGAAAAUUAUUACCCACUUUCUUCAUCCCUCGGAGGCAACAAAAAACAGUUGAAAUAAAUGUUGUUCU